AUGCUUUGCAAUGAAUCUCCUAACAUCCCAUUUACAGUGUUUCAAAUGCAUUUUUCACAAGGUAAGCUUAAUUUAAUGUGCAUGUGUAUGUUGUGACCUUUGAUUAGAUGCUGUUGUGUAUGAAGAAAAAUUCUUUUUGUAUUACCUGGGGUCGGUUUCAUCACCAUCCAGUGGAUAGCGUUGUAUGUUAUCACAACACUUAAAGGCGAAUAGUGAUUCAUUCUUUGGAUAGCGUUAUCCACUCGUUGAACAACCAGGGCCUGGUUUUUUGGGAGUUUUUCUUCUCUUGAUUUCCUCUAUCAAAGUGAUUUUAUAUUAAACGAAUCAUAAUAAAAGUAGGUUCAUUACAAUUUUUCUGCCUUUUUUUUUGACAGGUGCCCGUCUGGUUGUCUACGACAACUCUUGCAAUUUGCAUUCGUAUUGUUUAAAUCGGGAUCCUGUCUUUUUCAAGAACUCUCAGUUCCUUGUGGAUCGAUUGCAUUGGCGGGAUCAUACAGGUACGUAAAUCACCCCAAAACUGGCUUUUUCGGUUUGGCCAUCUUUAAUCUUCGGUGUUCAUUUAGCUAUGCUCUCGGGUCUAUCCCCUCUUACUAACCUAAUGGCACAUUACACACAUUUAUUGAAGCACAUUCGACGUAAUAUGUUAAUCUUAACUUUCUCAGUACCAAUGCUAAGCAAUCGAACAUGCUUUUUUUCUUUUUCAGAUUGCUCUGAGGCUUACAACCUCUCCCGUUACCCUCAGUGGGACACCUUAAACAGUCAGGCAGCAGAACAAGCCUAUUCAAGCUUGAAGUCUUUCAAAGGAUUCUUGUCAUACAUAAACGAAAAGAACUUCAUGACUCGUUGUAUAUUUUUCAUUUGGUAUCGAAAUUCGCUACGGCGUAAGCAGCUCGAGUCCCAAGGUGUAGCAAUGUAA
Messenger RNA from Pocillopora meandrina, 916 nucleotides. NCBI's taxonomy places the organism in Eukaryota, Metazoa, Cnidaria, Anthozoa, Scleractinia, Pocilloporidae. The record is from the annotation of a GenBank genome assembly.